UUUCUCCCUCUCGAGCUCGACAGAUGUAAGAAGCCUUGUCCUCUCUAACCACUCAGCUCAGAUAUGGGAUACUUCAAGACACCAGUAUUGAUCAUCUCCUGCUUAUUAUUUACAUGUUGCGAAGCAGAGAAAUCAAAAACCAGAGGUCUGCGCCAUAAGGAUGUUGACUACAUGGAGAAAUAUUCCAGCUGCCUCCAGGGUCCGGCAGGCCCCCCAGGAAGGGAAGGAAAUCCAGGAGUGAACGGAAUCCCAGGCACUCCGGGCGUUCCGGGCCGGGAAGGUGCGAAAGGGCAGAAGGGCGAUUGUGUGACGGAGAGGUUUGAAGAGCCGUGGAAGCCCAACUAUAAGCAGUGCGCCUGGAACUCUCUCAACUACGGCAUUGACCUGGGCAAAAUCACAGAGUGUACAUUCACUAAGCAGCGUGCGGACAGUGCUCUGCGUGUGCUGUUCAGCGGCUCGCUCAGGCUGAAGUGUAAGACGGCUUGUUGCCAGCGCUGGUACUUCACUUUUAAUGGGGCAGAAUGUGCCGCUCCGCUGCCUGUAGAGUCCAUCAUUUACCUGGAUCAGGGCAGUCCAGAGUUCAACUCCACCAUCAACAUACACAGAACCACAUCAGUUGAAGGUUUGUGUGAAGGAGUUCGGAGAGGUCUGGUGGAUGUUGCGAUCUGGGUGGGAACCUGCGGCGACUAUCCGCACGGAGACGCUUCCACCGGAUGGAAUUCUGUUUCCCGGGUGAUCAUAGAAGAGCUUCCUCUGAGCAGCUGAGAUCAUCACUGAGUCUUCCACCAUCUACACACUUACUGCAUUGAAAAUUGUGAUUUCUCACUUAGAUAAAUGCCUGUAAUGUAAUGCAUUACCAUUCAAAAGUAAGAAAUUUAUAUUUUUAUUUAGCGAGGAUGCAUUAAAUUGAUCAAAAGUGAGAGGAAAAAUAUUCUGUUAAAAUAAAUACUGUUCUUUUGAUGCAAAAGUAAGUUUUCUAGUCGAGCCUCAUAUUGAACAGUUUAAAGGAUUAGUUCACUUUCAAAUUAAAAUUUCCUGAUAAUUUACUCACCCCCAUGUCAUCCAAGAUGU
Messenger RNA from Megalobrama amblycephala (Wuchang bream), 1071 nucleotides. It is a transcript of the gene cthrc1b, whose product is annotated as collagen triple helix repeat containing 1b. The transcript is spliced from 4 exons. The record is from RefSeq and is a predicted model, not a curated record. Bases 64 to 765 code for a protein of 233 amino acids. Lineage: Eukaryota; Metazoa; Chordata; Actinopteri; Cypriniformes; Xenocyprididae.